UUAUAGGGUUAUAAAUUACUUAAAGUGAAAAAUUUAUAUCAAUGAUACACGUGCGUACGUUAUAUUUCUUCCUCUUACUGCUACUCCAUCCUUAUUUACUUUAUAACCACACAAGAAUGGUCCAAAUUCUCAGAUCCUUUUCCAACGUGUUCCAAUCUUAAGAAUUCUAUCUAUCUUCCUGCACAAUGAAGUGGUUCGAAGGAAGUAUUAACGAGGCUGUAACUACGUCGAAAUCAAGGAAAGCAAUUUUCGUUGUCUUCGUGGAAGGAAAAGAUGAUACUUCAACUCAAUUUGCUCAAGCAAUCGAUGUUACAGAAGUUUCUACACAAUUGGAACAUGAAGAUUUUGUUGCUAUUAAAUUAGAAAGUGGUUCAGAAUCAUAUAGAUUUUUUGCACAGAUUUAUCAUCUCGUUCCAGUACCAUCUUUAUUCUUUAUUGGUGAAAAUGGUAUACCACUUGAAAUAGUUGCUGGUAACGUGACUGCAACUGAACUUACAUCCAAAAUUGAAUCUGUUUUAAAAAAAGCAGGAAAGGAAACUAAAAAAGGUUCUCAAAAUUUAAUAGAAUCUGAAAAAAAAUCAGCAGCAUGUACUAAUGCACCAGAUGCUUCUACCAGCAAUGUUACUACUGUAAAUACUCCUGAUACUAAAGUUGCAACGGAUGUACCAACAGAAACUGUUACAAAUACAGAGAGUGGACAUAAAUUAGUAGAAAAUGAAUCUUCAGAUUUGAUAGAUAAGGAUAUACCAACCACUAGCAAUGAAACUAAGGUAGACAAUAAUGCUACAGAAUUAUCAAUGCAGGAAAAGUUAGAGAGAGCCAAACAAUUGAUAGAAGUACAAAAAAAACAGCGACAAGAGGAAGAAGAAAGAAAAGAAAAAGAAAGAGAAAUGGAACGCCGCAAAAUGGGAAGAGAUGUGCAAAAAAUGAGACAAAAGCAACAAGACUUGGAGGUAAAACAAGCUCACGAAGAAAGGAUGAAAGAAAAAGCAGCAGAAGCAGCUGCUAGAGAGAAAGUAAGGCUUCAGAUUGCUCAAGAUAAGCUUGAACGAAAACAAAAGGAGUUAGCUUUGCAGCAACAUGUGCAACAACAACCUGCAGAACAACCAAAAGUUCGACCCACUUCAUUUGCCGAUACUACAGUAACAAGAAUUCAAUUUAGAUUGCCAUCUGGUAAUCCACAUAUGGCUGAAUUUUCACCAGCAAAUACUUUACGUACUUUACGUACUUACGUGACCGAAAAUAUUAAUUUACCAUUUCGCCAAUUCGUUAUGUCAACAUCAUUUCCUAGAAGAGAUCUAACAAACGAAGAUGAUAAUAAAACUCUCUUGGAAUUGGAAUUGGUUCCUAGAGCAGUGAUUUUAAUUCUACCAUUGAAAAAUAAUAAUAUUACAACAUCGGUAACGUCUACUCAAGAUGUUAGCUUUUUUUCACGCUUCGUGUGGUCCUUUUUUGCUCCAGUAAUUGGUAUAUAUAAUUAUUUAAUGGGAUAUUUUACUGGGACUUUACAUGGAAAUUCUGAUCAGAAUAACGAAGACACCGUUAAUUCGUCUGGUGCUUCAAAUAGCGGAGAUGGACCUACAUUUUCAAAUUUGCAAAAUCUAGCUCGAUCAACAGGAAGAAAUAUCAGCAUACCAGGUGGUGCCACGAUUAGAGCACAAGGUAAUAUACAUAGACUACAUUCUGCUGGAGAUGAUAAUGAUGAGAAUAAUACUUGGAAUGGUAAUUCAACACAACAAAUGUGAAUGAAUUUAAAAUAAAGUUACACUGCGCAGAUAAUCUGCCUUGUUAAACAAUUUUCAACUUCAUUUUUAAUAAAUACCUAUGUUAUAAUGGUCGCGGUUAAGUAAUAUAUAUAUAUAUAUAUAUAUAUAUAUAUAUAUAUAUAUAUAUAUAUGUAUAUAUAUAUUCUUUUUUGCAAAAAAUAUAUUAUUACACAAAGCGUCACAAAUUCGAAUUGAAAUAAAGUUUAUAUAUGAAACGUGUUUAAUGCCUCAAUUAUAAUAUAGUAUAUGCAAGACACAUGUAUUAAAUAUAAAGUUAUGUUCUCUCUUUCUCUUUCUCUUUCUCUCUUUCUCUUUCUCUCUGUCUAAUAUUACAUUAAACAAACAUUUCGGCCUAAUUAUAUAUGAAAGUCGAUGUUCAACUUGAGAAAUAAAAUAAAGUAUGUAUGUAUGAAAGAUAUACGGACCAAGUAGUGAAACAAAUUCACAGGUGCUGUCGAGAUGGCUGGAAUGAAUUAAUUGAAAAUAUAUGUGUAUUACAAUUGUAUAUAUAGUUGAAUUUUUAUGACUGGUGCUAACAAAUUUUAAUGAUUGCUAAUUUCUUUCUUUUUUCUUCCUUUUUUUCUUUCUAUUUAAUAGACACGUUUCGUCGGCGCCUGUGAGAUUAUUAUACUUAGCAAUAUAAACCAUACACACACCCACAUAUACAUAUAUAUAUAUGUCAAAAAUUAAAAGAAAAAUUAAUCUGUAAAAGUAUUUACAUUAAAUAAUUCUCUUUUCAUUUUAUAGUAAUUAUAAUUACGAGUUUAUUGUAAUACGAUAAAAAAAUUACGAUCUGUUGUAGUAGAGAGUAUACUAUAAUAAUCUCUCUCAUUGAAUUACUUUAAAUUAAUAUACAUGUAUAAAUAUAUUAAAGUAAUUAUGGAAAAGA
This is a messenger RNA of Vespula vulgaris, 2655 nucleotides long. Its product is annotated as UBX domain-containing protein 4. The coding region runs from base 186 to 1745 and encodes 519 amino acids. Gene Ontology annotation, molecular function: protein binding. NCBI's taxonomy places the organism in Eukaryota, Metazoa, Arthropoda, Insecta, Hymenoptera, Vespidae. The record is from RefSeq and is a predicted model, not a curated record. The transcript has 8 exons.